AUGAGAGAAAAAAAUCCUGACAUGGCCACUGGUGAAAAGAAAAAGUUUAUCAUGAGGCCCCCACAGGUUUUACGAGUUGGUACGAAGAAAACUGCUUUUGCGAAUUUUGCAGAGAUAUGCAAAUCACUCAAACGGACCCCCAAGCACUUGCUUGCAUUUCUUCUUGCCGAACUUGGAACCAGUGGUUCGAUCGAUGGCAAUGAUCAGUUGAUUAUCAAAGGUCGUUUUCAGCAGAAACACAUCGAAAGUGUUCUUAGGAAAUACAUAAAGGAAUACGUUACGUGUCAUACAUGUAAAUCUGCCGAUACGGUGUUACAGAAGGAUACUAGACUAUUUUUUCUGCAAUGCGAAACCUGUGGGAGUCGCUGCUCUGUUGCAACUAUUAAAUCUGGUUUCCAGGCAGUUACGACUCGUCGCGCUCAGGCUCGGGCCGCAGCUCCUUAG
Messenger RNA from Soboliphyme baturini, 444 nucleotides. NCBI's taxonomy places the organism in Eukaryota, Metazoa, Nematoda, Enoplea, Dioctophymatida, Soboliphymatidae. The record is from the annotation of a GenBank genome assembly.